Messenger RNA from Amblyraja radiata (thorny skate), 1246 nucleotides. It is a transcript of the gene shld3, whose product is annotated as shieldin complex subunit 3. Gene Ontology annotation, biological process: negative regulation of double-strand break repair via homologous recombination; positive regulation of double-strand break repair via nonhomologous end joining; positive regulation of isotype switching. The record is from RefSeq and is a predicted model, not a curated record. The transcript has 2 exons. NCBI's taxonomy places the organism in Eukaryota, Metazoa, Chordata, Chondrichthyes, Rajiformes, Rajidae. The coding region runs from base 163 to 1089 and encodes 308 amino acids.
CGGUGGCCAAAGGGCAAGUUUCAAUGUUGCAUCUGUUAUGUCUCAUUGAUUCGCCGGUGGGAGAGGGUUGGGAUCUAUCCAGUUCGGGUCCUUUGGGGAGAAGCGUACUAGUAGUCAACCAGUUGUAAUUCCAGGAUAGCGCUUCCUGAAGGAGAUUGACCGAUGCAACACAAUGUUAUACUUCCGCAUGAAGCACUUUAUCUUCCAACCUGUGUUAAAUGCAUGAAGGAAAUAUCCUCUGAUUUUAUAAAUUUGGAAAGACAACCGGAAAGAGUGGCCAUUAUUCAUUGGUCAACGAGGAUUCAAGAUGACAGAAACAAGACGGUGCCAAGAGUUAACAUUAAAAUGGAGUUAGUAGUACACUAUAAACCCAAUCAAGACUAUUCAGAACUAUCAAAAAUUGCAGAACGAUUGCUGGAAGACUUCCCUCAAAGAACAUUAUCAAGAUUCACACCAUGGUUUCCAAACAAUAUGCAAAGUUUACAAUUGAAACCUCAGAAAAGUCCACCAAUUAUUUCAAACGAAGAAGCAAAAAAUAUUGAGAAAUAUUUGGUUGAAAGAGAAUUCAUAGCAGAAGUUCCAAAUUACGAUUGUACCAAUAGUCUUUUGGAGUUUUCCACAAAUCUACUGAGGAAUAGUUCAGUAAAUAAGAUGGCUGCAGUGGAAUUUCUAUCAGAAACGGGUUCACGGUGUGGAAUUACAACUAAGGAUUACAAAUCAGAAAGGUCUUGGAGUAUUGCAACAAACAGCAAACAAUGGAGAAACAAGACCUCUACAGUCAGUCGGAGUCUUCAGAUAAUCAAAGAAAAAUUUCAGCUGCAUUCUUUUCAAAGGGCAAAAUGGAUCAUUGAUCAAUCCAAUUGCAGUUCUCAGAAGCUGGAGGAAAUCUGGGCAAAACUGAGCAGUAUAAUUAAAUAUGGAGACCUUCCUAGUUGCAAUGCUAAAAUGCAUGCACAUUUUGGUGAAAUAUGGAUUUUCUGUGACGUUCAAUGCUGUGAAUAUGUUGGUAAUCUGAUAAAACAAGCAUUAAAUCUUACGGGUAAACUCAGCUUAUUUGUGCGUGGACAUGGUAGUAUUUACAAAUUGUAGUUAAAUGUUAUUUAAAAGCAAACUGCUUUUUGAUAUGUAUGAAUUGCAUCAUAUUGUCUAUGGACUUUAAAUCCAAAUUUACAUGCAAUGUAGUUUUUUAAAGCAAUGUUGUAAAUAUAAAUUUGCAUGUAAUGCUAAUAAAUCAGGAUUUCUUUAA